AUGAGCAGCACUUGCACAUCGUGGGCCGUCAGAUCGUCAUCUUCCACCGCCAGAUAUUCCUCCAUCGCCAGAUAUUCCUCCAUCAUGCACAUCCAGCCGUCGACGUUUCUCCGCUCUCGCUCCACGAUCACUGGCCUCAUGUCUUCUCCUUUCCUACCGCUCUCAUCAUCAUCGUCUUCAUCACCAUCAUCGCUGCCAUCUCCCAAUCACGUCCUAUCCUCCGCACACAGCAAGGUCGAGCAUCAUGCGCUUCCGCGCCACGCACCCCUCCCCCCGGUCUCCGCUCGCGCGCGUUUCCGCCGCACUUCUCGCCGGACGGAACCCGUUAGAAGCACCCAACCGCACCAGCAGCACCAGCAGGGGCCGCAACAACAUCGGCAGCAAGAGCGGGGAACGCGGGAAGGAGUGUAUGUUGACGUGGUAGUUAGCAGCCAGUCAUCCGCGAGGCACGGCUCUGUUCGGCUGAGCGAGACACGGAAAGGUGUGGCAAGCGCGCCAGUAUCCGCUGGGAUUGCAUCGGACGGACGACAGGCCCAGACAAGCAGAGGUGGACAGAGAUUGACGGCUGAGCAAGCUGCAGCGCCUUCCGUCACAAGCCAUCGAGCAGGCUUGCGGGCCUCAGUUUCCCCAUGGGCACUCGCAGCAGGGGGGGGCUCGCUGCUGCUCGUGCUAGCUGCUGCUGCAGCGGCCUACGUGCAGCGGUUGAGGGGAGGAGGGAGGGAGAGGAGCGUGGACUUUCUUACUAGAAGAGGAUUCGUUUCUUCGGAUAGAAGCGAGCCGUUGAACGUGAUAUCGCAGUAUGAUGACCCCACAUCAGUGCUGAAUUAUCGCGUGGGCAACACGAUGCUGGUUCAGAUGGAGCCACUACCGCCUCUCACUGCUGAGAAGAUGGAAUUUCACAGGCAGCAGCGGCAGAAGGAGCACGGAUGGAAGAAACCACAGGUGGUGCUGGUGGAGGGAGAUCCUGUGCCAGAUGGAGUCGAUCCCAUGACAGUGCGCUUCAUUCCCAGAAGGCACCCCUUUGCUCUCAACCAGGAUGAGAGUGACGAGAUUCUGUCAGAGGACGUGGCACGGCGGCGGCUGAAGCAGAGGAGGGGGCGGCCAGAGAAGGAGCAGGAGAGGAGCCGCAGGCAGCUGCAGCAGCUGCGGCAGGAGGUGGAUGGCAGGGAGAGGAUAGUGGAGGAAAGAGGUCCUGGGAGGGAGAAUGUUGGUGGAGGAGGCAUGGGCUUGCAGCAACCAAGAACAUCAUUCCAUCCUGGCAACUUUCAGUACUCGAGAGUGCACACAGACAAUGGAAACGAGCUGUGA
Closterium sp. NIES-65 is the source of this 1308-nucleotide messenger RNA. The record is from the annotation of a GenBank genome assembly. NCBI's taxonomy places the organism in Eukaryota, Viridiplantae, Streptophyta, Zygnematophyceae, Desmidiales, Closteriaceae.